Messenger RNA from Cryptosporidium muris RN66, 1830 nucleotides. RefSeq names its product zinc finger, C3HC4 type domain-containing protein. The transcript has a single exon. NCBI's taxonomy places the organism in Eukaryota, Apicomplexa, Conoidasida, Eucoccidiorida, Cryptosporidiidae. Gene Ontology annotation, cellular component: cytoplasm. Gene Ontology annotation, molecular function: ubiquitin protein ligase activity. Gene Ontology annotation, biological process: protein ubiquitination. Bases 1 to 1830 code for a protein of 609 amino acids. The record is from RefSeq and is a predicted model, not a curated record.
AUGUAUAAUUUUAAAUGUACCCCAAUAAUACCAGCAAUAUGUAUAGAUCCAAUAGGAGGACCUGGAUCUCACAAUGCAUAUGUGAGUUUUAUAUGCUUUAUAAUAGGUGCAUGGUUUGCAUAUCGUUGUUCACAGCUCAUUCAAUGUUAUGAUAUAUUGAGACUUAUUGAAGAGGGCGCAAAGACAAUUCAGUUGAAAGCAUUAGGCCCUUAUUCACAUGAAUUAAAAAAUCUCAUGAGAGUGCAUUUAGCACAAAUAAUACGUGACAAAAGAUCAGUGUCUCCAAUCCCACUAGAAAAAGUGUCAAUAGGCACAGAUAUAGACAUAAACUCUAUAGAUACAAAAUUGAUACCUCUAUCUUCAUCUUCUUCAAAUCCUGAUGAGUCCUAUAAUUUGGAAAUUUCAUUUUUACUAAACUCGGAAUCUUCAAGCACUGUUCAGUUAUUUUGGGGAGUUGACUUUUCUGCAGCUCAAAAACUUAUGCUAAGUAGUUAUGAAGUAAAUAGUCACAAAUCUAAAGUCUCAGAAAGAGUAAUGAAACUAUCUAGUGGCACUAAUGAGGGCGAUGAAGUAUUUAUUACCCAAGGUUCGGUAUCUGUAUCUGGGUCUAAUCUCCACUUAAACUACUAUUCAAAUACCAAUUUUGACUAUACAGAGAAUUAUCACCAUCCUAACAUCGUUUCUAAUAUCUCAAAUAUCACUUCUAAUAUGAAUGAACUAACCAAUAUUAACUCAAGUGACCAUAUUUCUUCUAAUCCUCAAUAUCAGUUCAGUAUAUUAUCACAACCACAUUCAGCCAAAGCAAUUAAUUCAAUAAACCCUAUAUUAUACUCAGAAUCUAUGAUAUACCCUACAUCACAGUUUAAUAAUCGUGAAGGCUUGCAGAGAUCAAAUAAUUUAGGUUUUACAAGAUGGUUAUCAUAUGCAUCUCGCUAUGGUUGGCCAUCACAUUCUAAUACGAAUAAUCAUACAAAUAGGUACAUUCGUUGGAAUGCUUCUGUAUUAGGACGUAAUAUAAUUUCAUUUAAUGGAAUAUAUCAUAGGAUUCUAAAUAGGAUAUCAAGAAAUAGAUCUAAUUUGCAUGAUUCAACAAGGUCUCUAUUAGAAUUACCUAUAGUAGUAUCAUCAAACAAUACAAAUAUUCAUGUUCCCUAUAAAAAUUCUAACACAAGUAUAGAUAUAGCUUCAAUAAGUGAAGAUAUUGAUACCUUUAUGGAUCCUAGAAAUUUUUUAUCUGGAUCUCCAGUUUCUAGAUAUAGCAGGGGACUCAGUCAAAUUUAUAAGUACCAGUUCAAACUGACAUCUGAAUAUUUACAAAUUUGCAAACUUCCAAAUAUAAAAUUAACAGAUGUUGUACAAGAUAAUGAGGAUUAUACUUUUAAUUCUGAUAUAGAGUCAGCUGGAAGUUGGAAGAUGCUUAAUGAAACCAAGUUCCCCAGAAUUCCGCUAGUUAUUGUUGCACAAGGAAACAAUCCUUGCUGUGAAAAUACAAGCUUUUAUCAUAUUGUUGCUUUACAAUUUCAAAUUGCACGAGAACCAUAUAAGAAUCCAACUCUAAUAUAUAAACCAGUAGUGAUUAAACAAGUCUUUCUUACAUCUAAAGGUAUAAUAGAGCCGUAUGACGCUUAUGGGCUUGAAGAUGAAGAAUUAGAUUGUUUAAUAUGCAUGGCAAAUCCAAAAGAUACAGUAUUAUUACCUUGUAGGCACUGUAGUACCUGUGAAUCAUGUUUAAGAGCUCUCAGGCAAGAUAGGUGUCCCUUAUGUAGAAGUGGAUUUAGUGGAUUCAUAGUAUUACCUAUAUUUUCUAAGAGAGAUAUUAUAGAAGACUAG